Molecule: messenger RNA, 2479 nt
Organism: Biomphalaria glabrata
Lineage: Eukaryota; Metazoa; Mollusca; Gastropoda; Planorbidae
Product: protein phosphatase 1G-like
Exons: 11
Coding region: 182-2032 (616 amino acids)
Biological process (GO): protein dephosphorylation
Molecular function (GO): cation binding; protein serine/threonine phosphatase activity
Source: RefSeq, a predicted model, not a curated record
AUAGAGAUCUUUUACUCAUCCUUUUUUUUCCGCACCGAAGAGUGUACACAAAUACUUCCGGUCUUCUAAAAAUCUACAGAAAAGUUUCACGUGUGUUGUCUACAAAAGUUCCUAAAUUUUCUCUAGGAAUGGUCUUGGUCUAUCUGUAGAUUAACUCUAGAUCUAAAAGAAAAGCAACAUCAUGGGAGUUUAUCUUUCUUCACCUGUUACUGAUAAAGAUUCCAUUGACCAGAAAUGUGAUAAUUUUAUCUAUGGUGCAUCAUCUAUGCAAGGAUGGCGCAUAACACAAGAGGAUGCUCAUAACUGUAUACCAAAUUUUCAUGCGGCAACAAAUACAUCUUUUUUUGCAGUGUAUGAUGGCCAUGGAGGAUCCGAAGUGGCUAAGUACUGUGAAAAACACUUCCCAGACUUUGUUAAAACUUUGAUGGCAGAGCAGGAUGGAUUUAGUGAUAAUAUCAAACAGUUUAUACAGUUGGCCUUUUUAACAUUUGAUGCUACCUUGACAGAUGAGGAUGUGAUUAAGGAGCUCAAAGAACUUGCUGGUAAAGAUGAUGAUGUUGAAGAUGAGGAAGAAGGUGACCCAGUUGGUAGAACAGAAACAGAUAUGCUUAAAGAAGAAGCUAAUAUGCCCUUGGACCAACUUCUUGCACAGUACAAAAGCAAAGAUGAAAACAAGGAUUUCAAGAGUCCAUUUUUAAUUGCACAACGCAAGACUUUAAAAGGUUCAAAAAAAGAUGAUGAAAACGGAGACGCUUCAUCAAUCUCUGUGUCUUCUUCAUCAUCUGCUGCUAAAGACCAAGAUUCAGACACCUUACUAAAUGGGGUAGACAAUGAAAACAACUCUAGCAGCUGUGCGGACUUGGAAAUCUUAGAUAAUGAAACAAAUAGUGACAAACAGAAAGAUAGUGUGAUAGAAAACAAUAACGAAAAAUCUUCAGCGGACCUAGACAGCCAAACAGACAAAGAAGUAACCUGCAGUUCUUCCUCAACAGGAGGAUCUAGCUGCAUAACAUCAGGAUCAAGAAGCAUAUCUGGGAGCUCUUCGGCUGAGGCUGCUUUGCCCAAUGAGGAGCAGCCAUCUGGCUCUGGACUGUCGAGUCCUGGAAUCAGGAAAAGCAAGGCGAAAGCAGCUGCAGAAAUGGCUAAACUGGAUGGCGAUGUGAAUUCUAGUGAUGAGGAAGAUGAUGAUGAGGAAGAUGAAGAUAUGUGGGAGGACAUGAGUGAUGAUGAUGAUGAAGAUGAUGAUGAGGAUGGGGAUCAAGAUGAAGAUGUACCUAUGAUGGAUGUAUCUAACGAAGAGCCUGGAUCUGAUAGUGGAUGCACUGCAUGUGUCUGUUUGCUCCAGGGAAAGCAGCUCAUUGUUGCCAAUGCUGGAGACUCUAGAUGUGUGCUGUCAAGGGCUGGAAAGGCCAUUGAACUCUCUUUUGACCACAAACCUGAAGAUGAAUGUGAGAAAACUAGAAUAGAAAGGGCUGGUGGAAAGGUGACCAGUGAUGGGCGUGUAAAUGGUGGUUUGAAUCUCUCUCGGGCUAUAGGAGACCAUGUAUACAAACGCAACAAAGAUUUACCAGCAAAAGAACAGAUGAUCACAUCUCUUCCUGAUGUUAAAAUAGCAGAGCUGUGUCCAGAAGAUCAGUUCUUCGUUGUAGCUUGUGAUGGCAUUUGGAAUUAUAUGUCAAGCCAAGAAGUAGUUGACUAUGUCUUAGAGAAAUUGAAAGACCCAGAAAAACGUCAGAAACCUUCUUUAAUUUGUGAAGAGCUGUUUGAUCAUUGUCUUGCACCCAAUACAUUUGGUGAUGGUACUGGAUGUGAUAAUAUGACCUGUAUUAUUGUAGUCUUGGAUAGCUUCCAACCUGCAACCAGUGAGCAAGUUUCCACACAGGCUUCAGAAAAUGUACCACACAACGUAGAGGAGGACAGAGAUGUGCCAUUGAAGGGCAGUGAUAGUGCUGAUAAAACAGAACAAGAUGCUACUGGGUCCAUAAAGAGAUGCUCAGAUAAUGUGGAGGCUAAUGAAGGCAGGGACAUUUAAAAAAAAUAAUUUCAAGGCUUUGCUGAAAAUUUCUAGUUUUUAUUUUCAUUUUUGUCAUAUGAAAGAAUAUCAUUCUUAGUAAAUUGUUGAUUAACAGGAUUAAAUCUUUUUUUGUUGUUGUUAUUAUAAAUUUUUUUGUGUGAGUCGUGUGGAUUUUUUGUUAUUGUAAUGUGAUUUGUUUUACAAAUCUUGUGUUGGAAACAAUAUAAUUUCUAGUUACUGAUGUAUUUUUCUUUUUAGAAUAAAGUACUAUGAGAAAGAAAGUAGCUAAUUUAAUGUGAAUUAUGGAUUUGUUUUGUUUUAUACUUUUUUGGUAAACAUUAAUAUACUUUAGCCUUUUUGUAUAUUUGCUAUGUAUAACUAUUUUAGUGGAACUGAUUACAGUCUAUGCAGUAGCCAGAUAUAAUUUUGACUGAAGAGUUAUUGAUCUUGGUCUCCCAUUGGCUA